UCAUGGGCCACCAGAGAAGAAAGGGGUGGGAAAAGGUCCCACCAAAGGAGACGGGGGGAGCUCCAUCACCAUCUGGGAUUUAUGAUCUUUUCACUGGAUAUUCACGCACAAAAAGACCUUUUAAGUGGGGAUUUUUUAAAUCAUUAUUGAACUGGACACACCAUCUGGAAAUUUAAAUGGCCCAGUGACUGUCACGUGAUUGGAUGGACUUUUAACUGAGAGGCUGAAGGCUCAAGUCAAGGUAAAAAAAAAAUGGAUCAAAACAUGUUUGGAGGAGCCCCCAGGUUUCUCACCCGCCCUAAAGCAUUCUCGGUGUACGCAGGCAAGGAUGCCACACUCAGCUGCACUGUUGUAGGGAACCCCACUCCACUAAUCACCUGGGAAAAAGAUAAGCUAAAGCUGACAUCUGGAGGCCGUUUCAAGACUGUGGGGGAUGGAGAUGUGUACCGCCUGACCAUCUACGACCUAACACUGGAGGAUAGCGGACAGUACAUGUGCCGAGCCAAAAACAAUGUUGGGGAAGCUUAUGCUGCUGUGACCCUUAAAGUGGCCAUGCCAACAGAGAUGGCUCAGAGGGCCCCCGUUUUCAUGGUGAAGCCUAUUUCCACACGUGGGAGUUUGGGCGGGGAUGUUGUUUUCCACUGCCGGGUUGCAGCUCACCCUGACGCCAACUUUGAUUGGGAGAAGGAUGGACGCUACCUGGGGCAGACUAACCGCAUCAAGAUAGUUUCCGACAGUGACAGCAGCACCUUAAAGAUCCAAAGCGUACGCAACCUGGACAGCGGCACCUACACCUGCAGGGCCCAGAACUCUGUAGGCCGUGCCCAGGCUGCAGCAGCGCUUGUUGUAGAAGCUCAGGAUGAUCGCCGCAUGGCUGCAGACAAAGACAAGAGCACCUCUCUCCUCUCCCAUCUGCAAAAGCGCAAAGAGGAAAUGAAGAAGGACAUUUCCAUCUAUCACACUGAGGAAAGUAGUUCCUUCUCCACAGCCAAAAAGAAGGAUUUAUUGAGUUCCCUGAGUCUAGAACAUGAGCUGAGGGCGUCUGCGCUGGCUAAUCUUCCUAAAGGUGUUUUCACCCGUACCUGCACAGUGACUGAGGGCAAGCAUGCCAAACUGAGCUGUUUUGUGACCGGUCACCCCAAACCACACAUUACCUGGAGGAAGGAUGGGACAAACAUUGGUGAGGGCCGCAGACACGUCAUUUAUGAAGACCAAGCUGAAAACUUCAUCCUCAAGGUUUUGUAUUGCAAGCAGACUGACAAUGGUCUCUACACCUGCAAUGCAACCAAUAUGGCUGGGCAGACCUACAGUGCUGUGUUGGUAACAGUCAAAGAGCCUAAAUUGCCUUUCAAGAGGAAGCUUCAGGAUGUGGAGGUCCAAGAGAAGUCGUCAGCCUUGCUCAUGUGUGAGGUUCCCUAUAGCGCCACACAGGCCAGCUGGUUCAUGGAGGAAACACGUCUGGAGCAAAAUAGCAAAUAUCGCAUGGAGGAGGACGGCACCCUGCGUAGUCUGACCAUACACAACGUCACCACUAACGAUGAUGGUGUUUACAUCUGCGAGCUGAAAGAGGGCAGUCGCACCGUGGCUGAGCUCACAGUCCUAGGUAACAUCACCAAGAAACUUCCUCGGAGGACAGUAGUCCCUGUCAGUGACACUGUCAUCUUCUGUGUUGAGCUGCAGCAUCCUUGUUUGGAUGCCUACUGGACCCGAAAUGGCGAGAAGUUAAAGGAAGAUUCUCGUAUUUCCAUUGCCUGUGUGCUCAGACAAUACACUCUCACAAUUAAAAACUGCCAGGCAGAUGAUUCAGGAGAAGUAGCCUUUGUGGCUGGCGACUGCAAGACUUCCACAAGAUUCACCGUCACUGCUGCACGGAAGCAUCCGCCCGAUCCCCCAGUCAAUGCUGUGGUGCAGAACAAGACAGACUCGUCUAUCACCAUUCAGUGGUCUCCUCCUGACAGUGAUCGUCCUGUGCCCAUCAAAGGGUACAUCGUGGAGAGAAGGAAGGUUGGUGCUUCUAUGUGGCAGAGGUGCAAUGCUGGGGAAUCCCUUGUUUCAACAGAGAUCACCAUCUGUAACUUUGCUGAGGAAGCUAGCUACCAGUUCCGAAUCUUUGCCAUAAAUGACUUUGGCCAGAGUCCCUAUCUGGAUGUCCCUGGAAGCUUUUAUCUUGAACCCACUGCAGAAAUCAAAAAAGGCCUAAUAAACAGCGCUGCAGUAGUCGGUGAAGAAUUCUCUAUCUCCUUGGAGCUGUCUGCUGUUUGCUCGGGCUUCUGGUCCCUCGGUGGGCGCCUCCUGCGUAGUGGAGCUGACUACCUCAUCACCAGGUCAAAGACCGUACACACACUGCUCAUUCGUGCUGUGACCAUGGAAAUGAAUGGCGCUGAAAUCAAAUUUGUUGGUGGAGGUUCACAGAGCAGCUGCACCCUAUCUGUGAAGGCUGCUUUUAUUAGAUUCAUCAACAAGUCAGAUCGUGCAGAGGUUGUGAUCUGCAGCGCCCAAGACUCCGCUCAGCUGACUGUUGAGGUGUCAGAUUCUGAUGCACAGGUGAUUUGGAUGAAGAAUGGGCGGGAGCUGAAAAUGGGCAAGAAGUAUGAAUAUGUGUUGCAAGAUCGUAAGAGGAUCCUGGUGGUACACAAUGUUACGGAGGAAGAUGUGGGCAUUUAUGAGUGUGCUUUAGCUGAUGACAAACUGUCCAUUCAGCUUGCUCUUAAAGAUGAACCUGCCAAAUUUUUAAAUAAAGCCAGAGGUCCUAUGGGAUUAUCAUUGUCUCUUAAAGGGGAUCUUGAGCUGAGCAGUGAGGUGUCUCUAGCGAGCGCUGUCGUCGUGUGGAAAAAAGAUAAAGUGGAGAUCAAUGAGGACCAAAGAACCACUAUUAUCUCCAAAGGGACUCAAAGGAAACUCAUCAUAAAGAGUGCCAAGAAAAGUGAUGAAGGAUAUUAUUCCUGUGAGACAGCAGGUGAUAAAGUCACAUUCCAUGUCAAGAUAAAAGAAACCCAAGCAGUUGCUGCUUUCUCCAACAAAGAGUCAGUUCAAAAAGAGGUCAAAGCUAUCCUUUCCCAUAAAGCAAGUCUUAGCUGUGAUGUAUCUGACAGCAAAACAGAGGUGAAAUGGUAUAAAGAUGGGAAGUUGUUGGAGUCCAGUAGGACGAUAUACUCAGAGGCGAAGGGCACUACUCGUCAGCUGGUGAUUGAAAAGGUGGAGAAGAGUGAUGCUGGAGAGUACACGUGUGAGGCUGGAGGAGACAAGCUGCUCUUCAAGAUAUUUGUGUCCGAGGCUCAGUCAGCUUUCUGCAACAAAGAGUUUGUUCAGAGGGAAGUGAAAGUUACUCUCUCCCAGAGAGCUGUCUUGAGCUGUGAGGUAGCUGACACCAAGACUGAGACAAAAUGGUACAAAGACGGUAAGCUUCUGACAUCCAGCAAAACAAUCCAUGCUGAAUCAAAAGGCAAGAGUCGCCAGCUGGUGAUUGAAAGUGUGGAGAGGAAAGAUGGUGGGGAUUACAUCUGCGAGGCCGGAUCUGAGAAGCUGGCUUUUAAAAUCCACGUGGCAGAGGCCCAGUCAGUCUUCUCCAACAAAGAGACUGUUCAGAAUGAGGUGAAAGCCACUGUGUCCCAGAAAGCCACUCUUAGCUGUGAAGUUUCUGAUUCCAAGACAGAGGUGAAAUGGUACAAAGAUGGAAAGCUCCUCACAUAUGGUAAAACAAUACACGCAGAAUCGAUUGGUAAAAGUCGGCAGCUGGUGAUAGAUAAUCUGGAGAAGAAGGAUGCUGGAGAAUAUACUUGUGAGGCUGGGACUGACAAGCUGAGCUUCAAACUUCAGGUGUCAGACACACACAUUCAGUCUGCCUUCGUCAAAAAGGAGUCGGUUCAAAGGGAGGUGAAAGCCUCACUAUUCCAGAAAGCUACUCUGAGCUGCGAGGUUGUUGAUGCCAAGACAGUGGUGAAAUGGUACAAGGAUGGCAAGCUGCUGACAUCCAGCAAAUCAGUCCACACUGAUUCUAAAGGCAAGAGUCGCCAACUGGUAAUAGAAAGUGUUGAGAAGAAGGAUGCUGGACAGUACAUCUGUGAGGCUGGAUCUGAGAAGCUGGCCUUUAAGUUACAUGUUGAAGAGAUCCAGAUCAAGUCUGCCUUCCACAACAAAGAGUCUAUUCACACAGAUGUAAAAGCCCAUCUAUCCCAGAAAGCCAUCCUGAGUUGUGAGGUUGCUGAUGCAAAGACAGGGGUGAAAUGGUACAAGGAUGGCAAGCUGCUGACAUCCAGCAAGACAAUACAUACAGAGUCAAAGGGCAAGAGCCGCCAGCUGCUGAUAGAAAGUGUGGAAAAGAAAGAUGCUGGAGAAUACAUCUGUGAGGCUGAGUCUGAGAAGCUGGCCUUUAAGAUACAGGUGGAAGAACCUUUCUCAAGCCUCUCUAACAAGGAAUCAGUCCAGAGAGAAGGAAAAGCUUCUCAAUAUCAGAAAGCCACUCUGAGUUCAGAGGUUUCAGAAUCAAAAACAGAGGUGAAGUCGUACAAAGAUGAAAAGCUUCUGACUUCCAGCAAGGCAGCCCAAAUGGAGUCAAUGGGCAAGGUUCAUGAAGUGGUGAUAGAGAAAAUGGAGAAGAAGGUUGCUGGAGAAUACACUUGUGAAGCUGGAAGUGAGAAACUAGCCACUAAACCACAGCCAACAGAUGUAGCCAUUAAGUUCAAGAAGAAGACUGUCAAAGACACAUUUAUUGUUGAAGCAAGUGAAAACAUAGUUUUAACCAGUGAGCUGACCACAAAGAGUGGUAAUGUCAAGUGGUGGAGAGACGGUGUUGAGCUGAAGGAAAGCAGCAAGUAUGAAAUGAAAACAGAUGGCCUUUCUCAUACUCUGAUAGUGAAAUCUGCAGAGACCAAGGACGGUGGAACAUACUCCUGUCAAACUCCAGAUGACAAAAUGGAGUUCAAAGUUCAAGUUAAAGAGUCAGCUUUGAAGUUUGUUGUUCCUUUGAAAUCAGCCGCAGUGGAGUUGGGAGGAACACUCUGCCUGAUUUGUGAGCUAAAUCAGGCCUCGGGGGAAGUUGUCUGGCAUCAUGAUGGGCGUGAGAUUAAACCUGGAAACAGGCACUGUGUCAAAGCAGAUGGUGCUAAACGUGUUCUUACUGUAACAGGCGUGACAAAGGAAGAUGAAGGAGAAUACAGCUGUGUAUGUAAAAAUGACAAGACAUCUGCUAAACUAACCACAAAAGCACCAAGACUUGUACGGUUGACCACCAAAUUAAACAAUGUAGCUGCAAUGGAAGGUAAAGACGCCAUUUUCAAGUGUGCUGUCACCCCAGCUGAUGUCAGCGUAAAGUGGUUCCACAACAGUAUACCCAUCACCGUUGGGCCCAAGUACAAAACUGAGCACGGAGGUGGAAGUUUCUCGCUUACAAUCACCUCGGUCACACAGAAAGAUGCUGGAGAGAUAAGUGUUGAUGCAGAAGGCAAAAGCUGCAAAGCUGCCCUGCAAAUUCAAUGCGUGCCUGUGAUUUUUAAGAAAAAGCUGGAAAACCUGACAGUUGAGGAGAACAGUGAGGUGAAACUGCAAGUGGAGCUCAGUAAGGCUUCGAAUGAAGUCAAGUGGAUGAAAAACAGCGUGGUGCUGCAGCCUGCAGGAGACAUAGAAAUACGAGUGGACGGAGCAAAGCAAACUCUGGUGUUCAAGAGAGUAACUUAUGCUGAUCGUGGACUAUAUUCUUGUGAGACUCUUGAUGACAAGACACAGGCCAAGCUCACUGUUGAGAUGAAAAAGAUCCAGGUAAUAAAAGGUCUAAAAGAAACUAAAGCACACGAAACAGAAACGGUUACCUUUGAGGUAGAGCUCAGUCAGGCGGAUGUUGAAGGCUCAUGGACCAGAGACGGGGCCAAGUUGAAGUCUGGGUCAAACUGCCGCAUCACAACCCUGGGAAAGAAGCACGACCUGACACUGUCCAAUCUCAAGAAGGAAGAUGCUGGAUUGAUUUCUUUCCAAGCAGAGGGAGUCCAUACGUCAGCCAAACUGAUAGUAACCGAACCUCCUGCUAUGAUCUCCAAACCCAUGAUGGACAUCAGUGUUCCUGAGAAGGAGAAGGUUACUUUAGAAUGUGAGGUGUCUAGAACAAAUGCAGAAGUGAAAUGGUUCAAGGGUGAUGUUGAACUGAAGCCAGGAAAAAACUUUGGCGUUCAUUCCUUGGGCCGUAAGCGGACUUUAGUUAUUCAUAAAUGCACACCUGAAGACGGAGGCACUUACGUCUGUCGCACUACUGAUGAUAACACCUCGGCUAAGCUCAUUGUUCAAGCCAGAGAUAUCAAGAUCAUUAAGAAGCUGGAGGAUGUCGAGGUGAUGGAGAAGGAGAGUGCUUCAUUUGUUUGUGAAAUCUCACAUGACGACGUGGAUUGUCACUGGUACAAAGGAAGCACUAAACUUAAAGUCAACGAGAACAUCAAGAUGAGACAGGAGGGCAGAACAUUUGUACUGCUGUUUAAAUCUGUUACUCCUGAAGAUAUGGGUGAGAUUAAAUUUACAGCAGAGAAAGCUUCUUCAGCUGCAAAACUUAAAGUGAAAGAGCUGCCUGUCAAGUUUGUGAAGAAACUCAGGGAUAAGAUAGCAAUGUACAAGCACCGUGCUCAUCUUGAAUGCCAAGUUUCACGUGCCAGUGCAAACGUGAAAUGGUUCAAAAACAAGAUGGAGAUCAAACCAAGUAAAAAAUACGAGAUUAAAAGUGAAGAUGUGUACCGAAAGCUCACCAUCAAUGAUGUGGACGGUGGCGAUGAAGACACAUAUACCUGCGACGCUGCUGAUGACAAGACUUCAUGUAAACUCCUUGUGGAAGAGCAGUCCAUAAGCAUUGUUCGAGAACUCGCUUCACUAGAGGUGACAGAGCCCUUCGCAGCUGUUUUUGAAGUUGAAAUCAGUAUGGAGCUGGUAAAACCUCCUGUGUGGACUUUAAAUGGAGUUGCUGUGCAAGAGGGUGCUGAUGUUGAGAUGGAGAAAGAAGGCACCCUGCAUCGUCUCACUUUCAAAAAGACCAAAGCUUCAAUGACAGGACCUGUGCAGUUUACUGCUGGGAAGAGCAAAUCCUUAGCUCAGCUCACUGUUAAAGAGCGUCCACUUGAGAUUGCAGAGCCUAUCAAAGAUGUUAAAGCGAAGGAGAAAAGCUCUGCAAUACUCACCUGCAAAUUUUCUGCAGCACCCAAAGAGGUUAAUUGGUUCAAAGGUCAGGCACUUCUGAAAGCAUCGGACAAGUACAGCAUGAAGCAAGAUGCUACAAAGGCCCAGAUUACAAUUCAAAAGUUGACUGAGGAGGACAGUGGAGAAUAUUGCUGUCAGUCAGGACCAGCUGAGACCAAAGGCACCCUUACUGUUGAAGUUCGUGAAAUUAAGAUCACCAAGCACCUUGUUGACACGGAAGUUGAUGAAGACAACGAUGCAAUCUUCACAUGUGAGAUUAACUAUGCAGAUGAAGAGGCACAGUGGCUUCUGAAUGACAAGGUGCUCUUCACGAACGAAGUUAACACCAUAACUCAUGAAGGAAAGGUCCACAAGCUCACUCUGAAAAAUUUAGCUCCCCAAGAUGGGGGAACCAUCAAGUUUCAAGUUCGCAAAGUAAAAGAGACUGCUACACUCAAGGUUAAAGAGAAACGUGCAGUGUUCCUCAAGUCACUUGAUGAUGUCAUUGGAGAGGAGAAGGGCAUGAUAACUUUGGCAUGUGAGGCAUCCAAGCCAAGGGUGUCUCCGAUUUGGAGAAAAGAUGGUAAAGUCCUAAAAGCUGGAACAAAGUAUGAACUCCUGCAUACCGGCAAGUCUUUGGGACUGAUCAUCAAGGAUGUCACCAAAGAGGAUGCUGGAGAGUACAGCUGUGAUCUUGGCACAGAAGUGUCAAAGUCAAAGGUCACUGUAAGAGAAAUUGGUAUUGCUAUCACAAAAUGGCUAAAAUCGGCUGAAGUUAAUGAAGGAGACACAUGCAGCUUCGAGUGCGUUCUGUCUCGUGAGAGCACAGAUGAGUGCUCAUGGACUGUAAAUGGCCAAAUUAUUAGAAAUGGAGGCCGUAUUAAGAUCUCAAGUCAAGGACGCAAGUACUUGCUGACAAUAAAGGAUGUCACCCCGGCUGAUGCAGGGGAGGUGGUCUUCAGCCUUAAAGAUCUGUGCUCCAAAACAACAUUAAAAGUUGAAGGAAAAGCUUCAUCGUUAUCAAAAGGACUUCAACAUAUUUCUGCAGUUCAAGGUGAAAAUGCUGUUUUCACCUGUGAGGUGACACAGUCUAGAUCUACUGUGAAGUGGGCCAAGGAUGGCAGAGCCAUCAAGAAAAGCCAGAAGUAUGAGAUCAGUCAGCAAGACAAGGUCAUGAAGCUGAAUAUUCAUAAUGUGUCUGCUGAAGACUCUGGAGAGUACAGUUGUGAGGUUAUUGGAGGUGCAACCACUAAAGCCACGCUAGAAAUAAAAGAACCAAUCCAUAAAUUUUCCAAAGAGCUUGAGGAUGUUCAAGCAGAUGAGAAGAGCUCUGUGACAUUACAGUGCGAAACAGCACAAACCCCAUCCACAGUGGCAUGGCUGAAAGGCCACACGGAGCUCAAGGCUGGAGGACGUUAUGAGAUAUCUCAGAAGGAAAGGGUCUUAACUCUUACCAUCAAACACCUGGAGGAGAAAGAUACUGAUAUCUACACAUGUGAUGUGGGUACUGCCAAAAGCAUGGCGAAGGUGACCAUUAAAGUCCUGCCAGCCAGCUUCAGCGAAAAGCUCAAAAACCAGACCAGAAAUGAAGGGGAGACAGUGACACUUUGCUGUGAAGUUUCAAGACCUGCAGCCCAAGUCCAGUGGAUGAAAGGCUUCGAGAAUCUCCAACCAGGAGACAAAUAUGACGUGAAACAAAAACACACCUCCUGUACACUUCAGAUAUUUAAUCUGAACGUUGAAGAUGGUGGAGAAUAUUGUUGCAUGUGUGGGGACCAGAAGACAUCUGCUACCUUGAAAGUUAAUGCAUUGCCACCAACGUUUGGACAAAAGUUGAAGAACCAGGACGCUGAAGAGGGAGCGAGCACUGUACUGAGCUGUGAGCUCUCCAAACCUGGAGUCCCUGUGGAGUGGAAGAAAGGAUCACAAGUCCUGAAGUCCAGUGAGAAGUACCAGAUGAAGCAGAAGGCCUCUGUGAAUGAGCUCCACAUUAGUAAAGUGGUGCCAGAAGACAGUGGAGACUACAGCUGUGUGUGUGGAGAGCAGAAGACCACAGCCAGCCUGAACAUAAAGGCCCAACCAGUGACCUUCAAACAAAAACUGGUAAGUCAGGAGGCUGAAGAGGGAGCCAACAUUACACUGAGCUGUGAGCUCUCCAAACCUGGAGCUCCAGUGGAGUGGAAGAAAGGAACACAGAUCCUGAAGUCCAGUGAGAAGUACCAGAUGAAGCAGAAGGCCUCUGUGAAUGAGCUCCAUGUUACCAAAGUGGUGCCAGAAGACAGUGGAGACUACAGCUGUGUGUGUGGAGAACAGAAGACCACAGCCAGCCUAAACAUAAAGGCCCAACCAGUAACAUUCAAGCAAACGCUGGCGGGUCAGGAGGCUGAAGAGGGAGCCAACAUUAUUCUGAGCUGUGAGCUCUCCAAACCUGGAGUUCCAGUGGAGUGGAAGAAAGGAACAGAAGUCCUGAAGUCCAGUGAGAAGUACCAGAUGAAGCAGAAGGCCUCUGUGAAUGAGCUCCACAUUAGUAAAGUGGUGCCAGAAGACAGUGGAGACUACAGCUGUGUGUGUGGAGAACAGAAGACCACAGCCAGCCUGAACAUAAAGGCCCAACCAGUGACCUUCAAACAGAAGCUGGUCAGUCAGGAUGCUGAUGAGGGGGCCAACAUCAUUCUGAGCUGUGAGCUCUCCAAACCUGGAGUCCCUGUGGAGUGGAAGAAGGGAUCACUAGUCUUGAAGUCCAGUGAGAAGUACCAGAUGAAGCAGAAGGCCUCUGUGAAUGAGCUCCACAUUAGCAAAGUGCUUCCAGAAGACAGUGGAGAUUACAGCUGUGUGUGUGGAGAGCAGAAAACCACAGCCAGCCUAAACAUAAAGGCCCAACCAGUGACCUUCAAACAAAAACUGGUAAGUCAGGAUGCUGAAGAGGGAGCCAACAUUACACUGAGCUGUGAGCUCUCCAAACCUGGAGCUCCAGUGGAGUGGAAGAAAGGAACACAGAUCCUGAAGUCCAGUGAGAAGUACCAGAUGAAGCAGAAGGCCUCUGUGAAUGAGCUCCAUGUUACCAAAGUGGUGCCAGAAGACAGUGGAGACUACAGCUGUGUGUGUGGAGCGCAGAAGACCACAGCCAGUCUAAACAUAAAGGCCCAACCAGUGACCUUUAAACAAAAGUUGAACAGCCAGGAGGCUGAAGAGGGAGCCAACAUUAUUCUGAGCUGUGAGCUCUCCAAACCUGGAGCUCCAGUGGAGUGGAAGAAAGGAUCACAAGUCCUGAAGUCCAGUGAGAAGUACCAGAUGAAGCAGAAGGCCACUGUGAAUGAGCUCCUUAUUAGUAAAGUGGUACCAGAAGACAGUGGAGACUACAGCUGUGUGUGUGGAGAACAGAAGACCACAGCCAGCGUCAAGAUCAAGGCUGUGAAGCCAUCCAUUCCUCCUUCGGCUGCUAAACCAGAAACCAAGAUGCAAGAGACCAAAGAAAAAACUGGAGCUGUGACUUCAUUAAAAACUGGGGCUAAUAAAGAGGAACUACUCGAACGGGAGAUUCAGAGAAGUUCAUCAGAACUCAAAGUGGGAGCUGAAGCGGCCCCAAUAACCUUCAAGAAGGAGCUGGAAAGUCAAGAAGCCAGAGCAGGAGGUGAGGCCACACUGUCCUGCGAAAUGUCCAGCCCUGAUUGCAAGGUUACCUGGAGGAAGGGCUCAACAGUACUCUCUCAGGGCGAGAAGUAUACCAUGCAGCAGAAAGCUACCACUCACAGCCUCGUUAUAAACAAGCUAAUCAUGGAGGAUAGUGGUGAAUAUACCUGCGAUACAGGAGACAGAAAAAGCACGGCUAUCCUGACUGUAAAAGAGCAUGUACGCAUUGUCCGGGAGCUCAGCGAUAUUACUGUGACCACCGGCCAGGAUGCCGUCUUUGAGGUUGAGCUGUCACAUGUUGGCGUCACCAAUGGGGAAUGGUGGCUCGCUGACAACCUCCUUCAAAAUAAUGAUCUCAACCAAAUGAGCAGUCAUGGCAGAGUGCACCGGCUGGUCCUGAAGAUGGUAACCUCAGAUGAAUCGGGCGAUGUUGCUUUUGUAGUGGGAGACGAAAAGACUGUGGCUUUCCUUCUGGUAGAAGAGAAACCUAAAGUGCUGAUAUUAGAGAAGCCACACAACACUGUGGCGUUAGAGGGGGAAACGGUCACUCUUGCCUGCUGCAUCUCGGACCCAAAUGCCACAGUCAACUGGAUUAGGAACAAAGUGGCCAUCCGAGCCGGUCUCAAGUAUGACCUGAAGAAGAACGGUGCGUUCCAUCAGCUUUGUAUCCACAACUUGGUGCUCGAGGACUCAGGAACAUAUAUCUGUGACACUGGAGAUGCACAGUGUGAUGUCACAUUGACUGUGCAAGGUACUCCAGUGUUUUUCCAGAAAGAGCUCAAGAACCAGGACACUAUAGAGGGUGAUGAUAUUACCCUGCAUUGUGAGCUGUCUAAGCCAAAUGUUCGUGUUGAGUGGAGAAAAGGAGGUGUUGUCCUCCAGCCGAGUAAAAAGUACGCCAUGAAACAGGAAGGGCGCAUUCAGGAGCUCUGUAUACAUAACCUGGAGCCAGAGGACAGUGGCUACUACACCUGUGAUGCAGGAGACCAGCUCACUACAGCUUCUUUGGCAGUGCAAGUAAAAGAGGUCCUCAUUGUUUCUGGUCUUAAGAGCACUGACGUCUUUGUUGGGGAGUGGGCAACUUUCUCCUGCCAGCUGUCCGAUAGGGUGCCAGGUAGAGUGCAGUGGUGGCUGGAUGGCACCUUGCUGGAGAACUGCCCUUCUAUUGAGAUAGGGCAGGAGCAAGGCUACAUCCACACACUCACUUUUAAGAACCUGGCAACAGAUGACUCUGGCACUGUCACCUUCAAAGCAGGCAGUUUAACCUCAACGGCCAAGCUUUUAGUCAAAGAUCCUACAGUCGAAGUAGUGAACGAUAUGGAGGACCUUUGGGUGAUUGUAAACCAACCUGCUGAGUUCAUCUGCCAGUUCUCGAGGCCAGUCAAGGCUCAGUGGAGGAAAGACGGGCAACUUUUACAGCCUCAUGGCCGAAGGGUGGUAGUGGAGCAGGACUGGAAUGUGGCUCGCUUGUACAUUAACCGUGUGUCUCCUGAAGACAUGGGAACAUACUCCUGUGAGGCAGAGGGCGCCUGUGUGGUUGCUUCACUUUAUGUGGAAGUCAAACCCAUUCACAUUGUUCAAGGCCUGGAGAAUGUGGAAAUUCUUGCUGGAGGUGAAGCACUUUUUGAGUGUGAUCUGUCUCGCCCUGAGAUUAAAUGUUGCUGCUGGCUUCGUGAUGGAAAACCGGUGAAAGAAUCCUCUAAGGUUGAAGUUGUGUCGUUUGAAAGUGGUCGUCGCCAUCUACUCCUCUUGAAAGAGCUGUGUGCUGAAGACAGUUGCACAGUGACCUUUAAAGCUGGUACAGCUUCCACCACUGCCCAGCUCACCGUCAAAGAAUUGAAGCUAGAGAUUGUGACAGAUUUGGAGGACAAAGUGGUUGCAGUGGGAGAGGAUGUUGAGCUUUGUGUUAAACUGAAUGAGCCUGUCCCUGCAUCAAAAGUGCUCUGGUGUGCUAAUGGACUUGAGUUAGAGCCUAGUGACCACUGGGCCAUGAGGGCUGAAGGCAGCUCUUACUAUCUUGUCCUGAGACGGGCCCCUCUUAUGCCCCGGCAGGAAAUUACCUUCACUGCUAAAAAUGCUUUUGCUUGGGCCUUCAUUACAAUCAUCACUGUACCUGAUCCUCCUGAGGAGCCAGAAGUCCUCAGCAAGACUACAGAAUCGGUCACACUGUCUUGGUUCACACCUCUCCACGAUGGAGGGAGUCCCAUUCUGGGCUACAGAGUAGAGAUGCGACUUGUAGAUAGUGCCCUCUGGCUUCCAUGUCAUUCUGAGCCUGUUUGCAACACAGAAUUUGUGGUUGAAAAUCUCAUCCCAGGGAGUGGCUACCGAUUUAGAGUGGCAGCCAUCAACAGAGCUGGGACUGGAGAGCCCGUGGAGCUUCCUCUGACUGUGCAACUAGAUGUAAAAUCAGCAGAGAUACCAGGACAGCCCAGUCUGCCUCCUGAAGCUGCUGAAGAAGGGGACCUUCAUGAGUUGUGGGAAGCAUCAACCAAAAAGCGGCGCAUGAGUCGAGAGCCCACUCUGGACUCCAUCACUGAACGUCCUGAGGAUGAUGGAAAAGGUGUUCAAAAGAAAAAAGGACAGACUGAGCCUCAGUCAUCAGAGAAAGAAGUCAAAUCAGCUGAGAAAGAAAAGGUCAAACCAGUUGAGAAGGAUCAGGUCAUCGUGUCCAAGAAGCAGACAGAAUCCAUCAAGUCUGUCAGCUCUGAGAAAGAGAGUGUUUCUGCAGGUUCAACCCUUGUGUCUUACCUGAAAACGAGUAGCACGACUGCUGUCACAGCAACCAGUGAAGCAGAGACUCUAGCCACUGAGAAGUUCUUUGCACAUUUUCAAAUGGAAGAGAAGAAAACUGUACAGCAGACUGGAGCAAAAACAACUUCAGUUCAGCAAAGAGACGAAAAACAGACAUCUACGCCAGAGACUAGCAUUGUGGAGAUCACAAAAGAAGAUGAGCCUGAGCUUACAGAUGCUGCCAUUAAGAUUCAAGCUGCCUUCAAGGGCUACAAAGCUCGCAGAGACAUGCGUCCUGUUUUUAAAGAUGUCUUCAAAGAGCAGACGAAAGAACCUAAGGACACCAUACAUCUGGAAUGUGUGACAGAAGGUAAACCCGAUAAGGUGCGUUGGUUAAAAGAUGGAGAACCUCUGAUUGACGGCAAGCAUCAUCAUAUUGAUAUCUACAAUGACGGCACCUGCUCUCUUGUCAUUACUGCCAUAACUACCAAAGACACUGGGGUUUACACUUGUGAGGUCACAAACAAGUUUGGAGUAGCUUCUCAUAGUGCUAAGGUGACAGUGGGAACAGCAAGAGAAUUAUCAGAGAAACGACCACUGACAGUGGGUUACAGUGCUGACAGUGAGCCGGAGAGCUCCUCUGGUAGUGAGAUGGAUGAGUCACUGAGGCAGGCAAGCAGACGCCUCAGGCGCCUUUUGCGCACACGUCUACCACCUAAUGUUGAGGAAGAACAAUUCAUCAGCGCAGAUGAAGGGGAUUUGCGUCCCCCAGACCCUCACUCCUACCGUGAGGAUGAAAAUUACAUCUACAUUCGCUUUGACUCCAAGUCAGAAGCUGAGGUUGCCUCUAAGAGAUUCCAGGAGAUGUUUACAAUCCAUGGAGUUCCUGUAGAGACUGCCAUCAUACCUGCAGGGUUUCCUAAAGUGGAGCUGCAAAUUAGAAAGAUGGGUUACAUCCAGGAUGGUACGCAGACACCCACUCAAGAUCGACAGCCUCCGGCUUUCAUGACUGGAGCUCCAGCUGCUCCAGUCUUCUUGACAGAGCUACAAAGUCAGGAUGUUCCAGAUGGUUAUCCUGUCAGCUUUGACUGUGUUGUGAUUGGCAAGCCCCCGCCCACUGUUCGUUGGUAUAAGGAUGGCAAGCUGCUGGAGGAGAAUGACCAUUACAUGAUCAAUGAAGACCAAGAGGGCUGUCACCAGCUCAUCAUUACCUCUGUGUUGCCCACUGACAUGGGAGUCUAUCGUUGCACAGCUGAAAACAGUAGUGGCAUUGCUGCCACUAAAGCUGAACUUCGAGUUGACUUGUCUUGCAGCUCAGAUUAUGACACAGCUGCUGAUGCCACUGAGACUUCCUCUUACGUCAGUGCUAAGGGCUAUGCCUCCAGUAGGGAAACUGAGACCUUUGAAUCUGUUGCUGAGGAUGAUCAGCUACCACAGAUUGUAGACGAACUUCACGAUGUUCAUGUCAGUCCAGGUUCACCUAUGGCCAAGCUGCAGCUCAGAGUAAAAGGGUUCCCUAAGCCCAGAAUAUACUGGUUCAAAGAUGGCCAGCCUCUACAAGCAUCAAAAAGGAUUUUAUUGUCAACAACGAGAGAUAUUCAUGCUGUGGAAAUCCUGGAGGUAAAACGAGAGGAUAUGGGGGAGUACUCUGCCUACAUCAGCAAUACAGCCGGUUCUUCUUACACCUCUGCACGACUGAUUGUAUUGAGUCCUGGGGAAAUUAUGCCCAAAGAUAAAAAAGACACCAAGGAGCCCCUGGUGCCACCACGCUUCCUUGAAAAGUUCUGCAACAGGAAGGUGAAACAAGGAUCAAGCAUCACUCUGUCUGUUAAAGUAGAAGGUUCUCCUACUCCUAUGGUCUCAUGGCUAAAAGAGAAAUCAAUGGAGGACGUCUUGUGGAUCAAGCCUGAUACUAAGGGAUACAAAGUAGCAAGUUCUGGUUGCCAGCACAGCCUCAUCUUGAUGGACGUGGACUUGGAGUACUCUGGCAUUUAUACCUGUAUCGCCACAAAUAAAGCAGGGCAAACUCUCUGCAAUGCUCAGCUUGAGGUGGAUGAAACACCACAACCAAAAAAAGAGACUAAACCCUCAGAGGUUCUUGGGAUUACUGUGAGUCCUCCAGAAGAGGCCCUCAGAGGAAAAGAGGGUAAAAUCCCCUACUUAGGUGAAGUCGGUACAGAGGAAUUCCUCAUGAAGCUCACUUCUCAGAUCACUGAAAUGGUAUCAGCAAAGAUCACCCAAGCUUCAUUACGUGUACCAGGCGGUGACAGUGAUGACGAGACCAAAACUCCUUCUCCAACACCUCAUCAUGGCCGCUCCCGUCCUCCCUCCCUCAUCGCAGAUUCUUCCUCAGAGUCUGAUGAAGGAGACGCCAGAGGAGAAAUGUUUGACAUCUACGUGGUGUCAGCUGACUACAACCCCACCAUUGCGAGCAAAGAUUCUAUUUCUCUGAAGGAGGGACAGUAUGUUGAGGUUUUGGACUCAGCUCAUCCACUCAAGUGGUUAGUCCAGACCAAACCCACCAAAACAACCCCAUCACGACAAGGCUGGGUGUCACCUGCAUACCUGGACAAAAAACUCAAACUCUCAGCUGAUACGGGUGAGAUUCCAGAAACAAGUGAAGAGGUGACCGAGGGAGAGUACAAGAGAAGGUUAUUGCAACUGGUACAGGACUUGAUAAAUGGAGAAUCUGAGUUUGUGACAGAAGUGGACUUCUUCACCUCCCACCACCUGAAGCAUGCUGAAGCCUCUGAUGCACCUCCUGAUGUCUCCAACCAGAAAGAGACCAUUUUCAGAAAUAUCAGCGACAUCAAAUCCUUCCAUAGCAAGGCAUUCCUCCCAAAGUUGCAUGACUGUGACACAGAUGAUGAUAUUGCCAUGUGUUUCCUGAAAAAUAAAGAGGGCUUUGAACAAUACCUUCAGUACCUUGUAGGCCAGAGCCAGGCCGACUCUGCUGUCAGUGACAAGACUGUCCAUCACUUCUUUAAGGAGUACACUGAGAAAGAACAGACUAACACAAAAGCUACAGAUUCUCCCGUUCGAAGCAUCAACGCCUACCUCCAACAACCACUGGAGAGGAUUCAGAAGUACAAGGCCACCCUCAAGGAGCUCAUUCGAAACAAGGCUAAAAAUGGUCAGAAUUGUUGCCUUCUGGAAGAAGCGUAUGCAAUGGUGUCCGCACUCCCGCAGCGUUCUGAGAACACCCACCAUGUCUCAUUGAUCGAAAACUAUCCUGCUACCCUGGAAGUUCUUGGAGAACCUAUCAGACAGGGACCUUUCCAAGUGUGGGAGGGUGCUCCUGGAGUUAGAACAUCCUCUAGGGGUCACCAUCGCCAUGCCUUCCUCUUCAAGAACUACUGCAUAAUCUGCAAACCCAAAAGAGAUAUCCACACUGAUACACAAACUUAUGUUUUUAAGAACAUGAUGAAGUUGAAUAACAUUGACGUGAAUGAAACAGUGGAAGGCGAUGACCGUGCCUUUGAGAUCUGGCAUGAACGGGAGGACUCUGUGAGAAAAUACACUUUACAGGCUCGAACUGUUACCAUCAAGAACUCGUGGCUGCGAGAUCUCAGAGAACUGCAGCAGCGCUACAUCAUGGCUGCAUGGAGCCCUCCUGAUUUUGAAGAAAUUCUGGCAAACUGCACAGCAGAGUUGGGCCAGACUGUUAAAUUGGCCUGCAAAGUCACAGGGGUGCCCAAACCUGUAGUCACCUGGUACAAGGAUGGACGCUCAGUAGAGGCAGAUCCUCAUCAUAUCAUUAUUGAGGACCCUGAUGGCUCCUGUACGCUGAUCUUGGACAAUAUGACUGCAGAAGAUUCUGGCCAGUACAUGUGCUUUGCCACAAGCCCAGCUGGAAAUGCAAGUACUCUCGGAAAAGUCACUGUUCAGGUACCUCCUCGUUUUGUCAACAAAAUGAAGAAUGCCAUAUUUGUUCCUGAUGAAGAUGCACAGUUCACUUGCGUUAUACAAAGUGCCCCUGUACCCAAAAUAAGGUGGUUUAAGGAGGGCAGGCUGUUGACCGACCAGGGCAAGUAUCAGACCUACAGUGAACUCCGCAGUGGGGUUCUGGUACUGGUUAUAAAAAACCUGACAGAGAGAGACCUUGGACAGUACGAGUGUGAGCUGUCAAACCGCCUGGGCAAAGCCAAGUGUGCUGCUGAUUUAGUCCUCCCCUCUGCUGUGGCUCGCACUGGUGAGCAGGCCAUCACCAUUGAAGUGACCGAGCAGGAAACUAAAUUACCAAAGAAAACCAUCAUCAUAGAGGAAACCAUUACCACUGUGGUGAAGAACCCACGUUUGAGGAGACACCGAUCCCCUGGCUUGGCUAUUGUUGGUGCCCACCGUUCUGAGACUUCCACACCUGAACCCCUUGCAGCCAGGCCAAGAAGGAUGCCCACUCCAAGAAAGACAACCAUCCCAGCGCUUUAUGUUACCGAGCCCGAGGGGGCUGGAGCCAGGGCAGUGGAGAGCAAGCCCAGGUGGGUUGAGGUAGAAGAGGUCAUUGAGUACAAGGUCAAUAAGUCUCCCAGGCUGAGGAGAAGAGGCAUCUCACCUUCAGGGUCUGAACGUGCUGCCACCCCUUCAAGACCCAAGAGGUCUAGCUUGGAAAACCCAAAUGUUAACAAUUCCAACAACAAGCUAGUGGAGCAAACACAGGCCCAUCGGCAGGGGGAGAUCAUCAGCCAGCCCCUCUCCUGGGAGGAAGACGAUCAUGUUGCCUCUGGCUCUGCAUCUGGAGAACCAUGUGAACUCUCAUCCGCCCUUACAUCUGCUGGAGAAAACAUUGAUGAUGAUCAGGACGAUCAACAAACAGUCAUCUUUGAACCUGAUGACGAAAAUGAUGAAUGCGAUCAAUUAAAAAGACAAGAGCCUGUGAAACUGAAACAAGGAGAUCGUGUUUUAAAUCUUGAAGACUUAGAGGAUUACGUCCCAGAGCAAGGAGAGACUUACGGCUCCUCUAAUGUCCGCUGUGCCUCAGAUGAAAAACCCUGCGAGAUCUCUGUUCUCCAGAGAGAGAUCGGUGGGUCCCAAGUGGGGCAACCAGUGCUUCUCAAUGUGGGGCGGCCUGACAUUGUACCAAGGCAGAGGAGCAGCUUCUUCGGUCGCUUCAGGGAGCAUCUCUCCAACAACAUUUUCUCAUCAUCCUUCCCACAAGCUGCUGAAGCUCGGCCCAGGGUGGAGAGGCAAGUUCCCAUCCGAGUGAGCCAUGCCAAGGUGGAGGUGAAGCCUUCAUACUGCUCAGCAGUGCAGAGAGAUGAGGGCAAGCAGCAAAGCUUUAAAACCAAAGUUUCUACUCAGACUUAUGGUUACGCAUCAGUUGGCAACCCAGUCACUCUACAAAUUAAAGAAAACCUUUAUGAAAACCAGUAAACAAAAUGUCAUUCUUAGUCUUAAAUAGAUCCAUUUCUGCUCACAUGAUUUAAGAUACGUGCUGCGUUUGACAAACCAUUCCACUGUGGAGCAGCCAAUCAGGAACUCGUCAAUUCUCAAACUAAUUUAGCGGAAAACCGGUUGGAGGCGGGGUUUCUUCAGACUAGGGAAGUUAAAAACUGCAAAGUUUUGUCUGUAAGCAGGUUUCAGUCUCAUUCUGUUGAUUUAACUGCUUCUUUACAUGCGGUAUGAACUGUGUGAGAAAAGAUGCUAAAGAAGUCACAGUUUGACGUUUUUAUCACAUAAAUAUUUACUAAAACGUGAUCUUACCUAUAUUAAUUGAUCCAGGCAUUAUCCUUAGGAGACACUUCUAGUAUAUUCACAAUCAAGCUGUUAUUUAAUGCAUUUUGGUGCCACGAU
Molecule: messenger RNA, 19296 nt
Organism: Nematolebias whitei (Rio pearlfish)
Lineage: Eukaryota; Metazoa; Chordata; Actinopteri; Cyprinodontiformes; Rivulidae
Gene: obscnb
Product: obscurin, cytoskeletal calmodulin and titin-interacting RhoGEF b
Exons: 77
Coding region: 253-18876 (6207 amino acids)
Molecular function (GO): guanyl-nucleotide exchange factor activity; protein binding
Source: RefSeq, a predicted model, not a curated record